This is a messenger RNA of Podarcis raffonei (Aeolian wall lizard), 2291 nucleotides long. RefSeq names its product saccharopine dehydrogenase (putative) (gene SCCPDH). Gene Ontology annotation, biological process: glycolipid biosynthetic process. Gene Ontology annotation, cellular component: lipid droplet; plasma membrane; mitochondrion. NCBI's taxonomy places the organism in Eukaryota, Metazoa, Chordata, Lepidosauria, Squamata, Lacertidae. The record is from RefSeq and is a predicted model, not a curated record. The transcript is spliced from 12 exons. Bases 130 to 1416 code for a protein of 428 amino acids.
GCGAGAGGGGACCGUUGUCCGCGGCCCCGCCCCCUCCCCAUCGGCAGUCGUGGGUUGCCAGCCGUUGCGCAGCGCCUCUCCGCUUCUUCGCCUCGCGCUGUCUGAGCGCGGCGCCUUCUUCGCGUCCCCAUGGCGACCGGGCGGCCUUUCGAGGUGGUGGUGUUCGGGGCGUCGGGCUUCACGGGGCAGUACGUGGUCCAGGAGGUGGCGCGGGUGGCCGGUGAGGAUGAGCUGCGAGGCUCGCUGCGCUGGGCCGUGGCCGGCAGGAACCGAGAGAAGCUGCAGGCGGCGGUGGAUAAGGCGGCCGAGAAGCUGGGAAAGACAGAGCUGAAGUCAGAAGUUGGCAUAAUACUGUGUGAUGUCAGUGAUCCAUCCUCUCUUGCUAAUAUGGCUAAACAAGCUGCUAUUGUUCUGAACUGUGUAGGCCCAUACAGGUUUUUUGGUGAGCCUGUGGUGAAAGCUUGUGUUGAGAAUGGUACAAGCUGUAUCGACAUCAGUGGAGAGCCUCAGUUCCUGGAAGGAAUGUAUCUGAAUUACAAUGACAAAGCUGCAGAAAAGGGAGUGUAUAUUAUUGGAAGCUGUGGCUUUGACUCUAUCCCAGCAGAUAUGGGAGUAUUGUACACCAGAAACUCUUUGAAAGGUACAUUAACUGCAGUUGAAAGUUUCCUGACUGUAAAAUCUGGACCAGAGGGUUCCUGCAUUCAUGAUGGGACCUGGAAAUCAGCUAUACAUGGCUUUGCAGAUCAAGGCAGUCUGAAAAAAAUUCGAAGGCAAAUAGGACACAAACCCCUUCCAGUGACUGGAAGAAAGCUUAAGAGAAGAGGUGCACUGUUUUACAGUAACGAACUUAAACAAUAUUCCAUUCCGUUCAUGGGAUCAGAUGUCUCUGUAGUAAAACGAACUCAGCACUAUUUGCACACAGACCUGAAAGAAACACCUGUGCAGUAUGCUGCUUACGCGACUGUGGGUGGUCUUGGAACUGUUAUUAAGCUAAUGUUUGCUGGCCUUUUAUUUUUAAUGCUUGUGAAAUUCAACUUUGGAAGAAAGCUCCUGCUAAAAUAUCCCGCAUUUUUUUCUGGGGGACAUUUCACAAAGGAAGGACCAACAGAAAAACAGAUGGAAGAGUCAUCCUUUGAAAUGACUUUUUUUGGUGAGGGAUACAGAACACAAGAUGAUUUACAGCUGGGCAAACCAAAUGUUAAAAUCUGCACCCAAGUAAAGGGACCAGAGGCUGGCUACGUUGCUACACCCAUUGCAAUGGUUCAGGCAGCUGUGGCACUUCUGAAGGACAAGCCUUCUCUUCCUAAAAAGGGUGGUGUCUAUUCUCCUGGGGCUGCAUUCUCCAAUACAAAACUUAUUGACAGGCUCAAGCAGCAUGGAAUUGAGUUUUCUGUUAUUAGCCAGCCUGAAGUCUGAAACAAGAAAAAACAUCCUGAAGGCUGCAUGACCAACAAAUCUUUGAAUGGUACUUGUAUACCAAAAAGAUCAGCUACAAAUGGUUGCUAAAUUUAAUAAAAUACUGACAUAAUCUUAUGUAAUGUGAAAACAUGCUUCAUAUUGUUGCUCAAAAUGGAAGUAAGACUGAACUUUUAUUACUGGAAAUGCGCACUGUAGCACAGCAAUAGUUAAAUGAAAAGAAAACUAUAUUAAUAGUGCUAAAUAAUAGUGCUUUUUAGAAUCAAGGGCUUGACUGAACUAGCUGUGGUAACUAAAAAAAUCAGUAACAAAUUACAACAGUAUUUUUAUUCAGAAUUGUGAAAGUUGACUUUACUAUAAAAUCUGUGCCUUAACCAAUUAAUUCCCUAUGAAGAUCAGUAAUGAGAAAGCAAACUGAAAAAGCAAAAGGGUGUCUUCAGUAAGUUUGAGUAAGUUGUGUGGGCAUUCCUUCAGACAGGUUUCCCUAGCCUGCUAUACCUUGUCACAAUUAAUACUGUAAUCUACACUCAUAUAGACUGGGAUCAAGUCCCCUUGACAAAUGCAAUUUCUGAUUAAACAUAGUUCUCGUCACUAAUGGAACCAAUUCAUUAUGCUUAAGUUAGGUCUCAUGGUACUUAGCUAGACUCUGCCUGCAAUGUUUUUUCAAUAUGAGCUUGGUGGAGGGGAGCGUAGUAAUAUUCUUGCUUAAAUUGGUAGCUUCAUUGCAUACCUGAUCAGUUAACAUUCCUUUCCUGUGUACUGAGACAUCCUCAAGGCAGGGGAAAUAUGUCAUUGUGAAAGGAAGAAAGAUUUCUAGCACUUAUUAAUUCCCUUUGUUCUCAUUUUUCAGUGUAAUAAAAGAGGGUUACAAAUUU